AUGUCUGCGCAAUCCGACGCUAAUAAAGUCUCCGGCACUGCAGUGUCGGUUCCGGAGUCCCCAACCACAGCCAGGCCCUUUGAGAUGGACGACGACGAUGUUCAAGAGUCGACCGGAUUGGAGUCGUCGGGCACGGCGACCGCGCCAGGAGUGGCAUCAACAACAACAACAGGUUCUGCAGCAGCAGCAGCGAGGGCGCCAGAGGAGGCAGCGCCACCAAAACCCCAACGACCUAUGACCGAAGCACAAAAGCAUCAAAUGAUGCUCAAGGAGGCCUUCCCUACACUCGACGAUGCUGUCAUCAGGGCUGUCCUGACCGCCAGCGGUGGAAAGAUUGACCCUGCCUUUAACGCUCUUCUGGAAAUGACGGACCCAGAUGCCGCCAGCCGUGAAGUAGAAGAGCCUGCUCCGCCGCAACCUCCGAGACCAUCCGCCGUGCAGGGCGCAACAGCGCAGUCCCAGCUAGAGGCAGACGAGCUCUACGCUCGGCAACUGGCGCAACACUACGAGAAUGUGGGCGCAUACGAGGAGCGAACAAGCCGCCGGCCGGCUCGCCAGCAGACAGGCUUGGAUCCUAGCCGAAACUAUCGUGGCCAGGGUAGCGCAAAUCGGGAGCCAGAGCGCAACUUCAUGGACGACGACCUCCCUAUCAUCAAGGAAAAUCUUCGCAAGGGCUUCCAGGAGACGCAGAAGACGGUCAACACAUGGUUUCAGACUAUUAAGAAGCGCAUCGAUGAAGAGUUUAGCGACGAGCCGCAGCAGCAGGGACAACAGAGUAUGGGCCGUGGUCAGUCAUCGCAAGCAGGCCGUGGUCAAUAUGGAACUGGGCGGGCCAGUGCGGACGCCAGUCGGCGCAGCGGCGAUUAUGAGCGGUAUGACGCAGACCCUCAGGUGCUCAGUGAUGACUUUGCUGGUAUGAAGUUCAACACCGACGGAACCCCUGUUGGCCGCGCCCAACCGAACCCAAACAUAUUCCGCCCGCCACCACCCUCCGUCUCGCCAAAGCCUGGUGCUGAUGGCCGCAAGGUCGCCUUCCGCGAUGGCGCCGAAGAAAUUGGCGAUGUGUACAACGUUUCACCUCAGUCAACCGGCACCUCGCCGGCACCUGGCGCAGGCGCCACGGCAUCAGGGAACGCCGGCAAGCCGAGCAAAUGGCAGCCCUUAUCCACAGUUGAACCCAGCCCGAUCGCGGACAAUGACCCUUUCAGCCUGGGAGACAGCGAUGACGACAAGGACAGCUCCCAUACCAGCUCAGGGACUAAGGGCCACAAGAAGACGGCCUCAUCCACUUCGGGCGGUGACAUCAAGAUGGAAGACGCGGAACGGCUGCGCAAGGCUGCAGCGGAAGCCAUGAAUGAUAGUUUGGUGGAUGACAAGAAGAAGGGUGGGGAAACGACAGUGAAGAAGGAUUAG
This is a messenger RNA of Pyricularia pennisetigena, 1413 nucleotides long. RefSeq lists its product as uncharacterized. Lineage: Eukaryota; Fungi; Ascomycota; Sordariomycetes; Magnaporthales; Pyriculariaceae. The coding region runs from base 1 to 1413 and encodes 470 amino acids. The record is from RefSeq and is a predicted model, not a curated record. Gene Ontology annotation, cellular component: cytoplasm. The transcript has 4 exons. Gene Ontology annotation, molecular function: ubiquitin conjugating enzyme binding; ubiquitin binding. Gene Ontology annotation, biological process: ubiquitin-dependent protein catabolic process.